UAUCAAGCUAUGAGGGACAUAGAUGGGAAGGAACUUUUCUGUUUCAGAAGUUUUUAAGAUGAGUAAGUGUGGAUCUGAGGAAGGUUUUUCACCAAGAGGAGAAGAUCAAAAUCAGGUUUAUUGUCACUGACAUGUGUUUGGAAUCUGUUAACUUAGCAGCGGCAGUUCAAUACAUAAUACAGAAGAUAAAUAAAUAAGCAAACCAAUUACAGUAUAUGAAUCAUGCAAAAACAGAAAUAAUAUAUAUUUAAAAAGUGAAGUAGUGUUCAAGGGUUCAAUGUCCAUUUAGUAAUUGGAUGGCAGAGGGGAAAAAGCUGUUCCUGAAUCGCUGAGUGUGUGACUUCAAGCUUCUGUACCUCCUACCUGGUGGUAACAGUGAUAAAAGGGUAUGCCUUGGGUGCUGGAGGUCCUUAAUAAUGGAUGUUGUCUUUCUGAGACACUGCUGCUUGAAGGUGUCCUGCACACUUUGUAGGCUAGUACCCAAGAUAGAGCCGACUAAAUUUACAACCCUCUACAGCUUCUUUUGGUCCUGUGCAGUAGCACCCCCCCCCACCCCCAUACCAGACAGUGAUGCAGCCUGUCAGAAUGCUCUCCAUGGUACAUUUAUAGAUGUUUUUGAGUGUAUUUGUUAACAUACCAAAUCUCUUCAAACUCCUAUUGAUGUAUAGUCACUGACUUGCCUUCUUUAUAACUGCAUCGAUAUGUUGGGACUAGGUUAGGUUCUCAGAUAUCUAGAUGCCCAGGAACUUGAAACUGCUCACUCUCUCCACUUCUGAUCCCUCUAUGAGGAUUCAUGUGUGUUCUUUCGUCUUGCUCUUUUGGAAGUCCACAAUCAUCUCUUUAGUCUUACUGACGUUGAGUGCCAGGUUGUUGCUGCAGCACCAUUCCACUAGUUGGCAUAUUUCGCUCUUGUACACCCUCUUGUCCCCAUUUGAGAUUCUACCAACAAUGGUUGUAUCAUCAGCAAAUUUAUAGAUGGUAGUUGAGCUAUGCCUAGCCACACAGUCAUGGAUAUAUAGAGAAUAGAGCAGUAGGCUAGCACACACCCCUGAGGUGCACCAGUGUUGAUCAUCAGCAAGGAGGAGAUGUUAUCACCAAUCUGCACAGAUUGAGGAUCCAAUUACAGAGCGAGGUUACAGAGGCCCAGGUUCUACAACUUCUCAAUCAGGAUUGUGGGAAUGUUGGAAUUAAAUGCUGAGCUAUAGUCAGUGAACAGCAUCUUGACAUAGGUGUUUGUGUUGUUCAGGCGGUCUAAAGCCAUGUGAAGAGUCAUUUAGAUUGCAUCUGCCAUUGACCUAUUGUGGCAAUAGGCAAAUUGCAAUGGAUCCAGUCUAGUCAUGAUCAACUUCUCAAAACAUUUGAUCACUGUAUAUGUCAGUGUUAUUUGGUGAUAAGUCAUUAAGGCAGCUCACAUUAUUCUUCUUGGGAACUGGUUGCCUUUUUGGUGCAAGAGGGAACUUCCGCCCAUAGCAGUGAGAAGUUGAAAAUGUCCUUGAAUACUCCCACCAGCUGGUUGGCACAGGUUUUCGGAGCCUUACCAGGUACUCCAUUGGGACCUUCUGCCUUGUGAGGGUUCACUCUCUUUAAAGACAGUCUAACGUCGGCCUCUGAGACAGAGAUCACAGGGUCAUCAGGUGCAGACUUGAAUACCACAAAUCUAGCCUUCAGCAGAUGACGUAUCAUCUGGUUCAUCCACAGCUUUUGGUUUGGGAAUGUAUGGUAAGUCUUUGUAGGCACACAUUCAUCCACACAGGUUUUCAUGAAGGCAUUCUCAUCCAGGUUCGAAGAUGAAUCCCUGAAUACAGUCCAGUACACCGAUUCAAAGCAGUCCUGUAGGCGCUUCUGUGCUUCCCUUGUCUAUACCUUCUUGGUCCUAACUACUGGUGCUGCAGUCUUCAGUCUUUGCCUAUACUCAGGGAGCAAAAGUAAAGCCAGGUGAUCAGACUUCUUGAAGUGAGGGCAUGGAAUAGCAUGGUAGGCAUUCUUGAUGGUGGUGUAAGAAUGGUCCAAUGUUGUUUCCUCUAGUAUUGAUGGUAAUUGCUUAGUGAUUUUAUUCUUUCAGACCAGCCUGGUUAAAAUCAAAACAAUGGUGAAAGCUUUAGGGAGCUCUGUUUCGUGCAUGUUGAUCCCAUUGCUCAGAUCAUCUAGAGCCUGAUUGACAUUGACCUCAGGUGGAAUGUUUACUGCUACCAAAAUGAUACCGGAAAUCUCUCGAGAAGACAUGGCUUAUUGCAACUAUUCCUUACUUACCUCUGUUGCCAGAUCAAGAGGACGACACUGUCUAAUGCACUGCACUUUGUACCCGUCUAUGGUGGUCCUGCGUGUCCGUGCUUUACAUUCAAAUAGAUUAUAUCCCAGAGUUCAAGAACUUGGGAGGACUCAUCUCCUCCACUGCAAUCUACCUCACAGAUGUACCUCUGUCGUACCUAUCUGCAACUUCCACCUGUCGGGUCAAUGGCUUGAAGAAUGUAAAAGAUCAUCCCAUAAGCAUAUUAACAAACCAAGUUUUGAAAGACCAGGUUCACUUUCGCAAACAACUGAAAAGGAUGUGGUGAAAAAAUCCUGGAAACACAAAGUCAUAAAUGACCUGAAACAUUACUACAAUGGAUUCAGAUUACUUUGGAUUGACAUAAAGAUAGCGACAAGGAUACUGUCAAGAUUACUGUAUGGAUUCCAGAUCAGCCGUAGAGAGAGGCGAAGGCUUCUGCGUACCUCUGUUGACCUCUUCCGUCUAGUUCCUUUCAUAAUCUUCCUGGUUGUGCCAUUUAUGGAGUUUUUGCUGCCUGUCUUCUUAAAGUUGUUUCCUGAAAUGUUGCCGUCUACAUUUGAGACAAAAUUGAGUCAGGAAAAAAAGCAGAAGAAGACCAUGGCAGCAAAACUUGAAAUUGCAAAAUUUCUCCAGGAAACCAUCAUAGAAAUGGCCAAAAGAAAUAAAACAAAAAGUGGAGCAGCUACUGAACAGUUUUCUUCCUACGUGCAGAAGGUGCGUCAUUCAGGGGAACAUCCAAGUACAAAGGACAUAGUGCGUUUCUCCAAACUCUUUGAAGCUGAAUUGACCCUGGAGCAUCUCAGCCGUCCUCAACUGGUAGCACUGUGUAGGCUUUUGGAAUUACAGCCCAUUGGUACAAACAACUUGCUUCGUUUCCAGCUGCAGAUGGAGUUAAGAUCCAUAAAAGCAGAUGAUGAAAUGAUUGCCAAAGAAGGUUGUGAAGUUUUGACUGUGUCAGAACUACAGACAGCAUGUAGAGCAAGGGGUAUGAGAUCAUUGGGAUUGACAGAAAAGCAACUGAGGGAACAGCUCAUUCAGUGGCUUGAGUUGCAUCUGAAGGAGAAUGUGCCUCCAUCACUGCUGUUGUUGUCUCGUGCUAUGUAUCUGACUGAGGCCAAGCCAAAAUUUAAUGUGCACCAAGUGCCAAUAAUCCAGCUGGGAAUUACUAGUUCACUGAAAAAAGAGCCACCAACGAAAGAGAUUACUGAAGGACAAACUUUACCAAGCUCUGACAGAUCUGACCUGCCCCUGACAUUGAAAGACACCAAGGGUCAAGAGAUUAAAGAAUCCCAGAAAACCAAGGCCACUGUGAAUGGAUCAUGAUGAAUGUAGUUACUUGGCGAUGCAAGGAUUUCACACCAUGGGGAAACUGUUAAAGGGACUCUAUUUCUAGUUGGGCAAUAACACUAAUGAUCAAGAAAGAGGGAUGGAAAUAUCUCCAUGGCUGGCUCUCCUGUUUAAAAUGGGAUAUCACUCACAAAACCUCAGUGUGAAAGCUGCAGCUGAACAGAAUCCAGCUCCGUUCAAUAUGAAAAAUGGCAAAGUAAUCAUGAAUAAUAAUGUGUCUGUAAAGUAACGAUUUGUCUCAUAGGCAAUGGCACAGGUAAAAUAAUCCCACUGUGCUUACCUACACAAUGUUCACGGUGCAAUGUAAAAACAUUACCUCUAGAACAUCUCAUGAAUUUACGAACAAGAACAAUUAGUGGGGGGAUACAAUCCAUGUCACAAUUUACAGUGUGAUUUUUAAAAAUGUAAUCAUUUUAUGACAUAUAACCUAACAUAUUUAUAUUCUUCUAAAAUGCUGGUGGAACACAGCAGGCCAGGCAGCAUCUAU
Messenger RNA from Hypanus sabinus (Atlantic stingray), 4103 nucleotides. It is a transcript of the gene letm2, whose product is annotated as leucine zipper-EF-hand containing transmembrane protein 2. The transcript is spliced from 10 exons. Gene Ontology annotation, cellular component: mitochondrial inner membrane. Bases 2177 to 3592 code for a protein of 471 amino acids. Gene Ontology annotation, biological process: intracellular monoatomic cation homeostasis. Gene Ontology annotation, molecular function: ribosome binding. Lineage: Eukaryota; Metazoa; Chordata; Chondrichthyes; Myliobatiformes; Dasyatidae. The record is from RefSeq and is a predicted model, not a curated record.